This is a messenger RNA of Enterobius vermicularis (human pinworm), 297 nucleotides long. NCBI's taxonomy places the organism in Eukaryota, Metazoa, Nematoda, Chromadorea, Rhabditida, Oxyuridae. The record is from the annotation of a GenBank genome assembly.
GUGAUUAGCGAAGCCGCAAUGCGUCACAACAUCGGGGUUUUGGAAUACUCCAGAACGUGUCAGGCAGCUGCGUCAGGAAUGGCUAGUGGCAUUCUAGGCCUUACUGGUAUUCCUGGCUUUGUAUUUUACUUCGUACUUGUGGCUCUCCAGGCUCUUAUUUGGGAAGUUAAAGCAGGAUUCGAGUGGCGUAACUUCUUUAUGAGUCGAGAGCUAGCAGUAACACACUCCUUAAUUUCAGGGCUUUUUACCUAUAUAUUAUUUUGGGUUUUUCUUUAUGGAUUGGUACACGUUUAUUGA